This is a messenger RNA of Ailuropoda melanoleuca (giant panda), 882 nucleotides long. RefSeq names its product olfactory receptor 13H1. The record is from RefSeq and is a predicted model, not a curated record. Gene Ontology annotation, biological process: G protein-coupled receptor signaling pathway. Lineage: Eukaryota; Metazoa; Chordata; Mammalia; Carnivora; Ursidae. The coding region runs from base 1 to 882 and encodes 293 amino acids. Gene Ontology annotation, molecular function: G protein-coupled receptor activity; olfactory receptor activity. The transcript is spliced from 2 exons. Gene Ontology annotation, cellular component: membrane.
AUGAUCCCCCAUUUCCCACCCAGCUGGAGUUUUGGCAGGGGCGUGGACGGCCAGAACAGCACAGAGGUCUCCUUCGUCCUGCUCGGGCUCUCCCAGUACCCACGGGCUCAGACCGCCUUCUUCUGCCUGCUCCUCCUGUCCUACACCAUCACCCUUUUGGGGAACGGCCUCAUCCUGCUCCUGAUCUGCUCCGAUCGCCGGCUCCACACGCCCAUGUACUUCUUCCUCAGCAACCUGUCCUUCCUGGACAUGGUCGUGGGACUCUGUCUGGGUGUCGUGGAGUGUCUCCUGCUGGCUGCCAUGGCCUACGAUCGCUGUGUGGCCAUCGUGGACCCCCUGCGCUACCCUGUGCGCAUGGGGUCCCGGCUGUGCAGCCUGUUGGCCGGGACCUCGCGGACGGCGGCAUUCCUGCUGACUGUGGUCCCCGUGAUGACCAUGCCCUUGGAGUUCUGUGGCCGCCAGUUCAUCAAUCACUUCUCGUGCGAGUUCCUGGCCCUGCUCAAGCUGGCCUGCUCUGACCCGCAGUUCUAUGAGUCACUCAUGGUGGGCACCAGUGCUCUGACCCUGCUGGCUCUCUUUGCCUUCAUUGUGGCCUCCUAUGGAAGGAUCCUGGUGGCCGUGCUGCGGAUGCGGUCCACGGAGGGCCACGGCAAGGUCUUUUCCACAUGUGGGUCUCACCUCACGGUGGUGGUGCUGUUCUAUGGCUCAGCCAUUGCCAUGUACGUGAUGCCUCAGGACAAGAUCAUCCGCGACCGAGACAAGAUCAUCUCCAUAUCGUACGGCGUCCUCACCCCCAUGAUGAACCCCCUCAUCUACAGCCUGCGGAACAAGGACGUGAAAGGCGCCCUCAGGAGGCUCCUGCGGAGAAAGGCUGACGUCUAA